This is a messenger RNA of Saccharomyces cerevisiae S288C, 753 nucleotides long. RefSeq names its product monothiol glutaredoxin GRX3 (gene GRX3). Bases 1 to 753 code for a protein of 250 amino acids. Gene Ontology annotation, cellular component: iron-sulfur cluster assembly complex. NCBI's taxonomy places the organism in Eukaryota, Fungi, Ascomycota, Saccharomycetes, Saccharomycetales, Saccharomycetaceae. Gene Ontology annotation, molecular function: RNA polymerase II-specific DNA-binding transcription factor binding; disulfide oxidoreductase activity. The transcript has a single exon. The record is from RefSeq and is marked reviewed. Gene Ontology annotation, biological process: actin cytoskeleton organization; intracellular iron ion homeostasis.
AUGCCUGUUAUUGAAAUUAACGAUCAAGAGCAAUUUACUUACCUAACUACCACUGCGGCCGGCGACAAGUUAAUCGUGCUUUAUUUCCAUACCAGUUGGGCAGAACCAUGCAAAGCAUUAAAGCAGGUUUUUGAGGCCAUUAGUAAUGAGCCUUCCAAUUCCAACGUCUCUUUCUUAUCCAUUGAUGCGGACGAAAACUCGGAAAUUUCAGAACUUUUUGAAAUCUCAGCUGUUCCAUAUUUUAUCAUAAUUCACAAAGGGACAAUCUUAAAAGAAUUAUCCGGCGCGGAUCCAAAGGAGUAUGUGUCUUUAUUAGAAGACUGCAAGAACUCAGUCAAUUCCGGAUCAUCACAAACUCAUACUAUGGAAAAUGCAAACGUAAAUGAGGGGAGUCAUAAUGAUGAAGACGAUGACGACGAAGAAGAGGAAGAAGAAACUGAGGAGCAAAUAAACGCUAGAUUGACUAAAUUGGUCAAUGCCGCGCCGGUAAUGUUAUUUAUGAAGGGGAGCCCCUCUGAACCUAAAUGCGGGUUUUCGAGACAACUUGUGGGUAUCUUGAGAGAACAUCAAGUAAGAUUUGGCUUCUUUGAUAUAUUAAGAGACGAAUCUGUUAGACAAAACUUGAAAAAGUUUUCUGAAUGGCCAACUUUCCCUCAACUUUAUAUAAAUGGGGAGUUUCAAGGCGGUUUAGACAUUAUCAAGGAAUCCUUGGAGGAAGACCCUGAUUUUUUGCAGCAUGCUCUCCAAUCUUAA